UGCGUUAUAUUGGUAGGCUGACUGGAUGUAGUUAAAGGCUCUGGGCCUCACUUGUACCUUGGUCAAAAAUAAACAGCCAAGUUCCCUUAGUGAGUAGCAGUGUUUGUUCUCCGUAUAAGCCUGAGGACACGCCUGUUUCUCUACUACCAGUGACAGGAAGUGGAGGUCUCAGUGAAUCCAGAGUUAAAAAAAAACCUGACUCAACACACUUGGUAAAAAGUCUUCUGUGAAAGGAAAACUUGGGACGGGAGGUUUCUCACACAAACAAAACGCUGAAUAAUUUUCCUCUGCUGUGGAGUGAUAGAAGAAAUAUGGCUGCCUCAGAAAAGUGUCUUGCGUCCUCUGCCUCAGCAACAGUGGUUGUGAUUCAGCUACUAAUACUUCAGGUUGCCUUAAUAGGAAACAUUUCCUGUGGGAAUGUGCUUAUUUGGCCAGCGGAAGCCAGUCACUGGCUAAAUGUUAAGGUCAUCAUUCAAGAACUGCUACACAGAGGUCACAACGUCAGCAUUCUAGUUCCAACGUCAGCACUCUUAAUCAAACCCAGUGAUGAUAUAUCAGCGGCUAAGUUUGAGGUAUUUCCAGUGUCCUAUGGAAAGGAUGAGGUCGAUUCCAUUUUCUCGAACGCCAUAUGGGCAUGGGUGAACAACAAGCCAACCACUCUGACCUUCUACUGGUUUUACAAAGAGCUGGGGAAAGAGGUGGGGAAAAUGGUUGACUUACAGAAGGACAUAUGCGAAGCGCUUCUGGCCAAUAAGGGACUCAUGGCCCGCCUGGCAAAGAGCAAAUACGAUGUGCUUCUUUCAGACCCUGUGGCGUUCGGUGGCGACCUGAUUGCCUUGAAACUGGGCAUCCCAUUUAUGUACACCUUGAGGUACAUGCCAGCCUCAACCAUAGAAAGACACUGUGCGAAGAUACCUUCCCCUCCUUCGUAUGUUCCGGCUGUUUUGUCUGAGCUCACAGACAGAAUGUCAUUUGGAGAAAGGGUGAAAAACGUACUAUCUUGCCAUCUGCAAGACCAUGUUUUCCAGACUUGGUUUGGAGAGUGGGACUCUUAUUACAGUCAGGUUUUAGGGAGACCCACAACAUUAUGUGAAGCGAUGGGGAAAGCAGAGAUCUGGUUGGUCCGCACCUACUGGGACUUCGAAUUUCCGCGGCCUUUCCUACCAAAUUUUCAAUUUGUGGGGGGUCUGCACUUGAAGCCAGCCAAGCCUUUGCCAGAGGAAAUGGAAGAAUUUGUCCAGAGUUCAGGGGAACACGGCAUUGUCGUGUUUUCUCUGGGCACUUUUUUCCCAAACUUAACAGAUGAAAAGAGUAACAUGGUUGCAUCGGCACUCAGCCAACUUCCACAGAAGGUUCUUUGGCGCCACAAAGGGAAACGGCCAGAAACCUUAGGCGAAAACACCAGGAUUUAUGACUGGAUACCACAAAAUGAUCUUCUUGGACACCCCAAGACCAAAGCCUUCAUAGCACAUGGUGGGAUCAAUGGGAUUUAUGAAGCCAUUUACCAUGGCGUUCCCAUAGUGGGGAUUCCUUUAUUUUCUGACCAGCACGACAAUAUUGUACACAUGAAGGCAAAGGGGAUGGCUGUGGAACUGGACCUUCAAACAAUGAAAGCAGAAGAUUUGUUGGAAGCUGUGAAGGCUGUGAUACACAAUCCCACGUAUAAGGAAAAUGCAAUGAGACUGUCACAGAUCUACCAUGACCAACCGAUAAAGCCACUGGACCGGGCUGUCUUUUGGAUUGAGUUUGUCAUGCGCCACAAAGGUGCCAAGCACUUGAGAGUAGCCGCGCAUCAUUUGACCUGGUACCAAUAUCACUCCCUGGAUGUCUUCGUCUUCUUGAUCAGUUGCAUGGCAGUCGUCACAUUUAUUGCUGUUAAAUGCUGUUUAUUUUGUUGUCGGAAAUGUGGCAGGGUCCUUAGGAAAACCAAAACAGAGUAGCUUCUCCUGGGACUCAGCCGUCAUUGUUUCACUUGCGUUAUUUGGUAUGCU
Podarcis muralis (Common wall lizard) is the source of this 1991-nucleotide messenger RNA. NCBI's taxonomy places the organism in Eukaryota, Metazoa, Chordata, Lepidosauria, Squamata, Lacertidae. The record is from RefSeq and is a predicted model, not a curated record.